AUGACAAGAUGUAGUGCUCACAGUACGAACAGGAAAUUCUGGCGCAAUAUGCUACCCCGGAUGAAAUACCGUAACCCGUCCAUCCCUAUGGAAGUCGCGCGACACAACGACCCCGACGGUCCCUCACUCCUACACAUCUUCACAGCAACCAAAACACAGCCAUCGACUGGCUCCACAAACUCUCCCACAACGCAACAAUCAGACACUUCACCACCGUCCGCAACGCCAAACCCGCGCAAUACGCUCGUACCCGAUACCUCGAAACCCACGUUUUCGAUUGACAUGAGAGACCAGUCGGAGAGCGAGAUCCUGGAGGCACUGGUGGAGAAGAUAGGCGCUGUGGAGAUCAAGCCGACGGAGGAGGAGUUGGCCGAGAUGAAGGAGAUUGAGGAGUUCAAGGAGAGGUCGGAGGCGGAUAGAGUGCUGGUCAGGGAGAAGUUGAUCAAGGAGCGGAGAGAGGCUGAGCUGCUUAAACUGGCGAGGGGUGAGGCACCGGCUGCGAACUAA
This is a messenger RNA of Alternaria ventricosa, 507 nucleotides long. RefSeq lists its product as uncharacterized. The coding region runs from base 1 to 507 and encodes 168 amino acids. Gene Ontology annotation, cellular component: mitochondrion. NCBI's taxonomy places the organism in Eukaryota, Fungi, Ascomycota, Dothideomycetes, Pleosporales, Pleosporaceae. The record is from RefSeq and is a predicted model, not a curated record. The transcript has a single exon. Gene Ontology annotation, molecular function: structural constituent of ribosome.